Mercenaria mercenaria is the source of this 2738-nucleotide messenger RNA. Its product is annotated as glycoprotein-N-acetylgalactosamine 3-beta-galactosyltransferase 1-like. Bases 286 to 1449 code for a protein of 387 amino acids. Gene Ontology annotation, molecular function: N-acetylgalactosaminide beta-1,3-galactosyltransferase activity. The transcript is spliced from 4 exons. Gene Ontology annotation, cellular component: membrane. NCBI's taxonomy places the organism in Eukaryota, Metazoa, Mollusca, Bivalvia, Venerida, Veneridae. The record is from RefSeq and is a predicted model, not a curated record.
GACCAGCUGUUCAAAUGAGUAAAAAGUUUACAAAUUUGUUGUGAUUAUCACAGCUGAGAUAAAAUUUUAUUUCUUAACCUUUCAAUUUACGAUUAAGUACUUUACUAAACAGAAAAUUUACUAUGCACGCUUCGCAGCAAUGACUGGAUAAAACAUUAAAAUGUGUUCAUUGUGAGAUUUGUUGGAGUAAUUCAAAUCUAACGACCAAACUGUGGAAAGGUGAACAGUAAUGCAUGUUAAUGGAAUUUAAGUCACGUGUCAAGUUUGAUCAAAAUCUGCACAAUCAUGAUGCAGAGUGGAAGAGGAUAUCUUGUCAAAUAUUUCGCUGCAGUUAUCGUCCUUGUUUUCAUAAUUUGUAUAACUGUGUACCUCUCCGUCAGCAAUCAAAAAAUAUCCCCUUCUUUUACCGUAUUCGAACCAAGUUCGGAUGGCGUACCAUUGGCAGACGGCGAAAUUUACGUGGAUGACUCAGAGGCCAGAAAACUAUUCCAUGAAGUUCAGAUUUUCUGCUGGAUUCUCACGACGAAAACUGGGGUAGUAACAAAAGCAGCCGGUGUCAACUUCACGUGGGCACCAAGAUGUAACAAGCACGUAUUCUUUGCUUCCGCUUACGGUGAUGAAACUACACUUCCACCGGUGCCUGGGAUGCCGGUCACCCCAGCAAUGCAGAAAGUGACAAUUGAUCUCAGUGCUGGAAAGCGGAAAGAAUAUACAACAGCGAAUGGUGACAAUUUCGCGACAAUAUCUAUCGGUGACGUCAUAUUCAUUGACACACCGGAAGGAUAUCAAAACUUGACAGAAAAGUCAAGGGAAGUUCUUCAGUAUCUAUACCUCACGGAAUUAAAUAACUUUGAUUGGUUCCUAAAAGCAGACGAUGAUACAUACAUGAUUAUGGAAAAUCUCAGACAUUUACUAAAGGGUUUAGACAAAAAGAAACCAUCUUACCUCGGGUACCAGCUAGAACCGUCGUGGUAUGAUUCACCUUAUAUGAGUGGAGGGGCGGGGUAUAUAUUCAAUAAGGCGGGACUUAAAUUAUUGGUCGAAAAGGGGAUACAAAGCAAAGGAACUUGCAGAGAAAGUGGAAGUUUUGAGGAUCUCGAAGUUGGCCGCUGUGCUAUUAAAUCAGGUGUUAUUAUUUAUAACUCUGUUGAUAAAUUUGAACGGGAAACAUUUCAUCCAGAUAGAAUUCAUGACUACAUUCCUGGACCUCCGCCUCAAUGGCUGUACUAUUAUUCAAGAAAUAAACCAAAAGGGGGUUCUGAGUGUUGUAGUCAGCUAAGUAUAAGUUUUCACCGAAUGUCGACGCAAGAUAUGUUAGUGUUUGACCAUCUACUCUACAAGACCACAGUUUAUGGCCGUAAGAUGGCCGGAAGUUUCUCACAGUUCUUCAAAUAUGGCGCCGUCCGGCAACUACCAAAUGGCAUACCUACGAUGAAAACGUCUGCUUAAAAUCUAAAUUUCAAGAGCGGACAAAUGAAAUGUUUUGAAACAUAGUUGAGGAAAUAUUAAGAGUUGUCGCUCCUGAAAUUCAACGAAAGUGAAAGAACGACAACUAUGUUUGAAAAAUGCAAGAAAUAGUGUCAUAAGUUGAUGCAUAUUAAACACAACGGCAAAACUCGCCAUUCGCUAGAUUGUCCAUAUCUAGAAAAAUGCUGAAAGUAUAGUAUACGCUUAAAAUAAUAAUAAAGUUCUUGAUAACAUUUCCAAAUUGAAACAAAGUCAAACAAUAUACAUGUAAUCAUGUUAUUUACUCAUUUUACUAGAUCUAUUUCAGUCCUUUUUUUUUUUGAAAAGUCUAGCAUUUACAAAUUAUUCUAACAUGGCUCGAUUUGUCUGCCAAUUAAACAAAGAAGAAGUUCAAUCUCUGUAUCUUCCGUGAUAAACAGCGAUUGACGCGCGGACCAGUAAGAGAACAUUAUCGCGCCAAUUAUGACGUCAUAUUCAUACAAGACGUCCGUUCAUUACUACUCGCAUAAAUGAAACCCGGUAUAACUUUUAUCAAAAUAUUUCACUGUCCAUGUAACAAUGAAACCAAUCAGGUCUUUUUGUGGUGUGUCGUCUAAUUUGCCACGGUCCAUUGUUCAGGUGCUUGGAUUUUAAACUAGUCUGGUUCACCAAGAAACCAACGGAAAACUGGCUUUAUUUGAUGGAUAUCGUCAGGGAUGUGCUUAAUAAUUGUUUGCAACGUGUUAGAAUCGAAAUAAUAUAUCUCAUUUAGUGAUUUGCUCUUGAAUAGAAUCAACGUUUGUCGUUCAGAUUACGUCGCUGUUUGUGUGAUUUUUAACCUAUUUUUCCAUAGGAAAUGAAAAACGGGCACUUCUGUAAUCUCAUAAAUGGUAUUCACCACGUAUAUUUUCUGAGUUUUUAAAAUUGUGGUAUGGUGGAAUAAAUAAAAUUAUACCUUUGUAUGAUUAGAUAUGUCUGGCAUUUUGAAAUAUUAUUCACAAUGUAUAUGAUAAUUACUUUCAGUAAUUUUUAAGAUAUAUGCAAACUGCAAGUGGCGGGUUACUGUUUUGUUUAAGUAUAGUUGUUCACUUUUGAAAUGCUCAGAUCAACAGAUACCUCAAGUAAACAUGUUAUUUUUGAAAGUGUGACUGUAUGUGAAAGACGCGUGAUGAUCGCUAUCAUUUUACUUCACUGAAAUUUUUGAUGUAUAUUUUUCAUUGACCAUAAUUAUAAUUAAACAUUACCACACAUUGUUCGUAACAAAGAAGCGAAUAAACGAAUGCUACAUUGAC